ACAUAGCGUAGUGCUUGUCGAUGAAAGCAGAUCGCUGUGUUUCCUUCUUGUUCAGCUAAUGGGCAGGUCUCAACAGUAAAGUUGAGACUCUUUCGAUGGAGGCUGCUUGUUAAAAGUGCAUUCUUCUUUAUUAAGUGGAAAAUAUCAUCCGAGCAGGCUCACAGAGCUACUGGAAAGGGACCGGUGCAAUCUGGUCAGCUGAGGUCAUUGCCCUGGAAUCUCCUCCAGUCUAAUUGCAGUGGAACAGGGCAAACCUCUGAUAGAAAGAGACAAAGUGGAAUAAGUUGCAUGAAGAUACAAACUGGUGGUCUAAGCACAGCAGUGGGUUAUCCGCUGGACACAGUGAAGGUGAGAAUUCAGACAGAGAGGAAUUACAAUGGGAUUUGGCACUGCAUUCGGGAAACAUACAGGACAGAAAAAGUUUGGGGAUUUUACAAAGGUGUGUCUGCAUCAGUGCUCGCAGUAUCAGUGAUUUCUUCUGUUUCAUUUGGCACCUACAAAAACUUCCUUUGUACCAUCUGCAAGCUCCGAUACGGGGCUGCAGAUGAGAAGCCAUCCAAGCUGGAUGUUUCUGUUGCUGGAGGCGCUGCUGGUGCUGUCCGGGUUGUGCUGAUGACCCCUAGUGAAGUGGCUAAGGUUCGCAUGCAGACUCAGAGGAACCCACAUCCUUCCCUCACAUCUCCCCAGUCUGUUUCCAAGCCAAAGUACCGAGGGUCUCUGCACUGUCUGAAGGUGAUUGCCAAGGAGGAAGGUUUUGGGGGUCUCUACAAGGGCUGCUCUGCAUUACUCUGCAGGGAUUGCUCUUCUUCUGCAAUAUAUUUCCUUACUUAUUCUGCUCUGUGUGAGUGGCUCACACCAGCUGGGAGAAAUAAACCGGGUUUUCUCGUUGUGCUGCUUUCUGGUGGUUUCGCUGGAGUCCUGGCCUGGGGAUUAGCUACUCCCAUGGAUGUCAUCAAAUCACGGAUGCAAACAGAUGAAUCGGACCAGCACAAGUACAAAGGCCUUGUCCACUGUGCUAGGGAAAGUGUGAGAAAGGAGGGUGCAAAAGUGCUUUUCAAAGGACUGGGUUUAAACUGCAUUCGUGCCUUUCCUGUGAACAUGGUGGUGUUUGUAACGUAUGAAGCUGUAUUGAGAUUUACAGAUCAUUAUACAAACAAAAAAUAGCUUGUGCCUGUUUGUUCAGAGGUGUAUUUUGUUUGUUUAUUUGUAACACAGCAUCCACAAAAGACUGCUGAAUCCUGUCUCCUUUGAUGGACAGCGUAAGAAGCAUACAAUUUCAGCAGAAAGCUGGAUGACUGACAGCUUUGAUCUAUUCUUAUAGGAUUAUAAACUCAUCAGGGAGUCUUGGAUUUACACACAACCUCCCUUUUUAGUUCAUUAAUGUAUUUAGACUGUAGCCACUGCUUAGGCCCUUGAAAUAUUUGAAAAUAUUUAUGUUCUAAAAAGCUGCUAGUCUUAUCAGAGAUUUUGGUAAAGGAUUCAUUCUGUUUUCUACCGGCACAGAAAAUGGCCUUCACAACCAGGGCAAGAGCUGGAGGGAGUUUGUGUAAGGUUUAACACUAUCCAGUAUGUGCUCUUUACAUGUCAUGCCUGCAUCGCAUUCACUGAGUAACUUACAUAUUUGUGCUUCAGGCUGCAACUCUUCCUUCCCAGCUGUAAUUUUCUCAAAGUAGUCUAUAAUUAUACCCCUUUGGUAGCAGCUGCAAUAUGAAUCUCCUUGCCUUUUCCUGUUGUUAUUUAAUUAGUGGCAGACAUUGUCUGUUUACAUAAUCGUGCUAAUGGCCUCAUUGAAAGUGAAACCAGGCAUGGGUUCCCGUAAGCCAUGUGAUUUUCUCCCCGUGCAACCCUUCGCCCUACAGAAUCCGUCCCCUCCCAGAUUUGGGCUUAUGGCACAGCAGCUCUUAGAGCUUGGCACAGCUUUGGAGACAAUCUGUUCUCAUCCUGGAAGGAGGGUGGGAAUAGAUGCAAAACCGAUUUGCUUCUCACAGGAAAGGCUGCCAUAAAAUCUGUGUACUGGCAGUGUUAGGUAAGUUACAAGAGAACUGCAAAGUUGUAGAGUAUAAUUAAGAUUUACAACUUUUAAAAAGUGCAUAUUCUUCUCCCUUUAAACUACAUUGUUAGGAGCAGCCAUAUUUUUUUUUUUUGGUCAAAGGUAAAUUUUGAAAGAAUUUCUGACUUUCCUAAAAAUUAUUUAUUUUUCACAAAGGCAUAAAGUUUCAUCAACAUGUCAGUUGAAAAAAAACCCAACACUCACACUACUGCUUCAGAAGGAAAACCCUUAAACCCAGAAAUACUUUAAUUUGCUCACCCCACCUCAAAAGCAGCAUGUAGGUUUUCUGUUUCAAUCCCUGGAUGACGGCACCUGGAGAGGACUGGAUCCAGUGAGCUUUUUGGAGGAAAAUGGGACGACUGUAUUUUUAAAGGAGUUCUCAUAUUCAGGGUUGAUGCCCUUCUGGUCCACAGGCAGUUUUAUCAGUUGAUAGCAUGGCUUUGACUAUACUGACACUAAUUUUGCAGCAGACAAGAUUUGUCAGCUACCCUGGACAUAUAAAAAAGGAUCUUGUACUAGAACAUGUUUUAAAAUUUCAGGUGCUACCAGGAAAGAAUAAAGGGGACCUUUUCCACCCCAGACAGAGACUAAUUAAAAGCUCCAGAACUGUCCUCCUGAUAUCUAAGACUUCAGCUGGCUUUUUAAACACUUUCAGAGCCAUGCUAUCAAACAAUCUUCGUAAUUCUUCUCUUGAGAGUCAACUCAGCUCUUGCAGCUGAUCCAAGAGCAAGGUUAGAAGAUGAGGCAGGUGCAGAGUAGGUCACCUUAAAGGGGAGUGAAAUGAAAGACCCACUACUAAACCAGAUUCUCUCCAAAAGUGCUUAUGGCCUCAGCAACCUACCACUCCCAGUUACACCUUGGGGCAUCAGCACCAAACUUCCUUUAGUCAGAAACUCCUUACAACAGAAGAUUAAGUCCUCAAGAUUUAGAAUGUCUCUUAAGAUGUCUUUUAAGAGUCCACUCCCCUCACCUCUUUCUACAAGGGAUGCAUUUAACCUAGUGCUUUCCCAGCUGGGUAGUGAUUUAUCCCAGUUCUACCUGGAUGUUUUCUGGAACCAAAAUCCUUAUAUUGUGUUAUUCUCAGCUGACCUUGUUAGCUGAGAAAAUAAAAGAAUGCCUGCAAAUCAGCAGUGUUGAUAAUAUCCAUAGUCAGCCCAAAGUCUGAAACUAAAGCAGCUCAGCUUUCUUAAUAGGGUCAUGCAUUCAGAUGAUUAGAAUUGUCUUAUUCUGUGGGUGUAACUGAAAUAAAGUCGGUUUCAAGAAGCAGGAAUUACAGAUGAAUUGUGAAAAUGAGUGGGAACAACUGCAGAAGCCAGUGCAAGGGUAUUCAGCAUCAUAUAAAAGCAGGUUCUCAUGUGGCCUGAACGAAUGCUACACUAGAGGCAAGUUGUAUCUCCAGGCAGCUUGUUUCAGGAAGGUAACUGCUUCUUUGCAAUCCAUCCCAUUCACAAACCUUUACUGGAAAAAAAAUAUAUACACAGCAUAUGGGUGAGAACCUGCCUUAGAGCGAGAACUCACGGCUAAUUCACCCUGAUGCAAACUACCAGCAGGUACAGGAAUUGACUAAGUACUGUAAACACAGGCACAUAAAUAUUAACCAAAUUCUGUUUAAUGACAUGGCACACUGUACGUAUUAUGUAUUUCACUACAUACACACCAAACUGGGUGGUUGCAUUCUGGAUUUCAGAACCUGACUGCUCUGUUUUCUGAUUUCUUUGUAUUACCUUGACCUUCAACAACUCUGAUAAUCACAGAACUAUUUAUUCUGACAAAUAAGCUAGCUGAAGGCCAGCUAACAGAAUGAAGACACCACAUUUGCUGUGCUGAUACUGGGUUUACAUUGCUAUAGGGACUGCAGGUUGUUUAUAGAUUACUUCUAUCAGUAACAAAGUUGGUGGCCUUGGAAAAAAUAAAAGUUUCUUUAGAAGGCACAUUCUGCUUCAUGUUUUCAUGUCACUAGUAAUUCCUGUUUUCUCUGACAAUCUUUAUGAAUAUCCAAGUAGGUUUCAGCAUGCUUCUUGGUGACUGUCAAAGAGCCAUGUGAAGCUAUUCAGAAUCUGUGCUCUUCAGACAACAGCAAUUGUGGAGUAUCAUGUUUCCACUUAAGUGCCAGUCUUUAUGCCAAACCUACUGAAGUGUCAUUGUAAAUGGGUCACAGCGACCUUCUCCUAUUUCUGAGCGGGCUGCUGUACACUGGGAAGUACAACAUUCAGUCUUGCUUGCCACCAGUUAAUCUUUGGACAACUGACCCUUAUUAGCUCAUGCUGGGAGCAAUCUGAAGACUACCUGGUAGGAAUGGAUAAAGGGGAGUAUAAGGCACCCUAUUUCACUAUGUGAAAGGCACUGGACACCAAAACAAGGACCAGCUCCAUCAGAUGACUAAAUCAACACCUAAAUGGUAGGAAGAGAGCUCAAAAACAGAGUAUGUGUAAAUUAAGUCUUUUAAAAAUUAAAAAAAACCCCAAAUAACAUCAAAGAAGUUUGAUACAGACUUUUAUCUACAUUUUUAUUCCAGAGAGAUGAACAAAAUAUGAGCAUAUUGAGGAAAAUGUAAUGAACACUGCCUGAUAACAUUCUUAGACACUUCAGACGUGCUUUUGAAGACUGUCUUGUCUUGACUUAAAUACCUCUGGGACACUGCAAUUACAACAGACUUAGGAAUUUGCCAAGACUCCUCUGAGAAACUGUAUAAUUUCAGAAGCAUGUUUGUAAGAAUUCACCAGAGUACUUGAGUAAGGUGCUUGCUGAGUAAACAGAUACCAAGUAAUUUUGCUAUCGCUUUCCUUUCUAGAACUUUCAAACCAGAUUUUAAUUGCCAUGUUA
Athene cunicularia (burrowing owl) is the source of this 4873-nucleotide messenger RNA. RefSeq names its product solute carrier family 25 member 47 (gene SLC25A47). Gene Ontology annotation, molecular function: transmembrane transporter activity. The coding region runs from base 289 to 1164 and encodes 291 amino acids. The transcript has 6 exons. Gene Ontology annotation, biological process: transmembrane transport. The record is from RefSeq and is a predicted model, not a curated record. Gene Ontology annotation, cellular component: mitochondrion. NCBI's taxonomy places the organism in Eukaryota, Metazoa, Chordata, Aves, Strigiformes, Strigidae.